AUGCUGAUGGCUUUAGCGACAUCGCCUGCGCAUCACAAUCGAAAGAGAAAGAGAUUGCGAAGCGACUCGGUACCUCAGACUGAUUGCCAUUGCCCUCCGCAGUCCAGCGCUGGUAACCAACGACAACGAACACCUCCUUCAUUCUGGGACAACCUCUCCCGACAGUGGCUCACUACCCGUACCCUUAGAGAGUGGAAUCGCAGGACAGCCCUUGCUGCGGCCUUGGACCUACCUCCUCGUAUCGAUCACCACGACUGGGGCCUCGAGCGCUUUGCAAGACAAGGUGGACCUGAUCUGAGUCACGUCCGAGGAUACCCGAAUCCUACAAAGAGUCCUGCCUCCAGUCAUACGAUGCCCUCAAAUCAAUCAGGCUCACGGAAACGAAUCAAGACCGGGGAAGCAUCAGGCACGACCACGACCACCAAAAAAACUUCUCCAUACGACCGCGCCUUCGAACAGCAUCUCAUUGAUCAUCGGAUCUAUCCCAGCAGAUACAGACAUACCGAUCGCGAAAGUGUGCAAGAGCCUGAUAAUGUGGAAGAGCUGAGGACUAUGUUGGCCCGAUCUCGCGCGUCUCUUUCACCAUCAAGGUUCACAGAUCGCAAGUGGGAAGAGUUUGAGCAAGCAAGUGAACAGGCCGCGAGCGAAAAUUCGGUGAUGAGCAAGGCCUUCCCCAUAAUCGCAGGCACCGCCGACAACUCUUCCCAGGAGAAUCUCGUGUUUGGGAAUCUCAAGGAAUUGACCGACGGCUCUAUCACCCAAGCCAAACCGGAUGUCUAUUAUGGAUCGCCCCCCGAGCAGCUGAACGAACACGUCCGGCAAAGUCUCAGCGAAUACAUAGAGCCAACCACGCUGAAGACUCUUCCAAUUCUACCCAAUUGCUUCGCUGAAGGAAAAGGGCCAACAGCGGACACAUCCGUCGGCAGGAGACAAGCAUGCUACGAUGGGGCAAUUGGUGAACGUGGGAUACUUCAACUUGAAGCGUACGCGAACGGCGGGAAAGCGCAAUAUGGAACCGCCCACACAAUCGCAUCUACCUAUCAUAGCGACACCGGAGAUCUCACCAUCUAUUCCACCCAUGCGACUCAGUCCAGCGACCCUCAGCACCCAAUCGAGUAUCAUAUGAGGAAGCUCAAUGGCUGGAAGUUGACUGGGAAUGCCGAUCAUUUCCGUCAGGGAGUCGGCGCCUUGAGAAAUGCUAGGGAUUGGGCAAAGAAGAAGCGAGACGAUGUCAUCGCAGCAGCAAAUCGUGUUGCGCCGUACCUGAACACGACUGACACAGAGGACGGAUCAUCCUCACCCAGCCUCGUUUCGAUAAGGUCAUCAAAUGAAGGUGCUCAACCCGAAUCGGAAACAUCCUCUGACGAGCUCGCGCUGGACCUCACGCACAAAUCUCCGACAAAAGCUCCGUCGAACCCUUCACCACCCGCUGCCUCUCUGGGUCGACACCCUAACAGAGCCUCUCAAAGCAAAGCAAGUCGUGGCCGGAAACCUGCGACCUGA
This is a messenger RNA of Letharia columbiana, 1503 nucleotides long. RefSeq lists its product as uncharacterized. The record is from RefSeq and is a predicted model, not a curated record. The transcript has 4 exons. Lineage: Eukaryota; Fungi; Ascomycota; Lecanoromycetes; Lecanorales; Parmeliaceae. Bases 1 to 1503 code for a protein of 500 amino acids.